Molecule: messenger RNA, 2148 nt
Organism: Polyodon spathula (Mississippi paddlefish)
Lineage: Eukaryota; Metazoa; Chordata; Actinopteri; Acipenseriformes; Polyodontidae
Product: peroxisomal carnitine O-octanoyltransferase-like
Exons: 15
Coding region: 85-1734 (549 amino acids)
Cellular component (GO): peroxisome
Molecular function (GO): carnitine O-octanoyltransferase activity
Source: RefSeq, a predicted model, not a curated record
GCUGGAGUGGCGCAUUGUGAGUAAUUCACAGUUAAAGUACGUACCGUUACAGACAAAGGUAUUCUAUUCGCAUUUGGGUAGAAGAUGGAAAAUCAAGUUUUUGAAUCAACAGCGGAGCGCACGUUUCAGUAUCAGAACUCCCUGCCUCCGCUGCCAUUGCCUUCAUUCGAGGAAUCUUUACACAAAUAUUUGGAUGCAGUGAAGCCAUUUUCAAGUAAAGAGGAUUUUAAGAAAACAUCAGAGCUAGUAAAGGAUUUCGGUAGAGGCGUUGGUAAAGAAUUACAUCAGAAAUUACUGAAGAGGGCUAGGGUUAAAAGAAAUUGGCUGGAGGAGUGGUGGCUGAACAGUGCUUACCUUGAAGUUCGCAUUCCAUCACAGCUCAAUAUGAACUUUGGAGGCCCUGCUCCCUACCUGGAACACUACUGGCCUCCCAAAGCAGGCACCCAGCUAGAGAGAACAAGCAUUGCUGUGUGGAACACGCUGCUGUACUGGGACCUCAUAAGGACUGAAAGGCUGGCUGUACAUAAGACAGGAAGCUCACCUUUAGAUAUGGACCAGUUCCGGUACCUGUACUGUACUUGUAAAGUUCCAGGAGUCACUAGAGAUGCUAUUAUCAACUACUUCAAGACCGAGAGUGAAGGACGGUGCCCUUCCCAUUUAGUGGUGAUGUGUCGGGGCCGAAUCUUUGCUUUUGAUGCUCUGCAUGAGGAUCAAAUUCUUAGUCCUCCAGAACUUCUCAGGCAAUUGGCAGUAAUCAGACCGAGGUGUGACAAUGAACCCAAUGGGGUUGGACUUCCUACUUUGACCACUGAGGAGCGAACCCGCUGGGCUCAAGCACGGCAGUAUCUCAUUGAACUGGACCCAAAGAAUCUGACUUUACUUGAAACAAUUCAGAGCAGUUUGUUUGUGGUGUCUCUAGAUGAUGUCACCCCUUAUUCAACACCUGACAAUUAUACCCAGAUGGCUUCAGUAGCGCUGACUGGAGAUCCAACUAUACGCUGGGGAGACAAAUCCUACAACUUUCUCUGCUAUGCUGAUGGUUCUUUUGGUUCAAACUGUGAUCAUGCACCAUUUGAUGCCAUGGUAAUAGUAUCAAUGUGCUAUUACAUUGAUCAGAAAUUAAAAGCAAAUGAAGGCAGGUGGGAGGGUUCACAGGUGGUGAGGGACAUCGCCCAGCCAGAGGAGCUUGUAUUUGCUGUGGAUGAGAAGGUGCUUCAGGAUAUUGAGAUAGCUAAGCUGCAGUAUCACGAUAAGGCUCAGGACUUGCAGGUAGUAUCCUGUGCAUUCACUUCCUUUGGCAAAGCUGCAGUUAAGAAAAAGAAGGUUCAUCCAGACACAUUUGUCCAGCUGGCCCUUCAGUUGUCCUACUAUCGGCUUCAUGGAAAGCCAGGGAGCUGUUAUGAGACGGCAACCACCAGGCAGUUCUAUCAUGGGCGCACAGAAACUAUGAGGCCCUGUACCGAGGAGUCAGUAAUGUGGUGCAAGGCCAUGCUAGAUCCUGCACUGAACGCCAGGAAGAGACGACAGAGAUUGCUCAGUGCUGUUGCAAAGCACAAAAUGGGAAAGGUUUUGAUAGACAUCUUCUUGGGAUGUAUCUUAUUGCACGCGAAGAGGGUCUUCCAGUCCAUGGCCUCUACAGUGACCCUGCUUACACUAAAAGGUAAUGUUUCUACCAGAGUCCAAAUGCCAUUCAUUAUUGAUUAUAAAUCAACCAGUGACAGUGAUAUAUUAUAGAUUUCUGCCUGUACUGCAUGUCAAAGUUUCAUUUUUGCUAUAUCUUGGGAACGUUUCAUCCAAUAGUGACCAUCCUUAUCUGAUCUAUUUCUGGCAUCUUCAGAAUAGCGGUGAAACAGAUUUAAAUGUUUAAGUAUGUACAUGAAAGUAAAAUGUGUAAGGCUGUAACAUUGUACAAACCAUUUAAGCAACAAUGUACCUUGUAUUUAUUAAAUAAUAAACAUGAUAUAACCCAGCUGUGGCAGGGACAGGGUUAAUGCCUCUGCCAGCAACCACAGGUGUGGCCACUGUCCAGUUGGUGCUAACUGGGGAGUGACCACCUGCAUCAAAGCAGGCAGAAAGCUUUAUGUUGGGGAGAGGUGUAGGUGAGUUUGUAACAUUUUUUUAAUUAUUUCUGUGUUGCCAUAUUGUAAA